AUGUCGACGAGCAGUAGCCCUCUCGCUCUCGGUACCUCUGCUGAUACUCCUGCGAAUACCGCCACAAACGCGGACGCUCCUCCAGAUCGAGAGCCUUCGCCCCUGUUCCUCAAGCUACUCGGGAUCUACAUCAUGGCAUCUAACCUCUGGAUGGCCAUCAAGGAUUUCCUCUCAGAUAGGAACAUAUGGAAGCGGCAACCCGUGGUAGAGAGACACCCCAAUUACGAGAAACUUAUGGAUCUCGCUCAGCGACACGAGUAUCUGCAGUGUCAUAGACAGCGGAAGAUUGCCAAGGAAAAUCACCACGGCGAUUACUUCCAGCAUCGGGUGUUCACCCCUGAGGAUGACAGGAAGAUGUGGAAGACUCUCUUACUACCUACCAUCGAGAGUAAAGAGGAGAAGGAGAAGAGGGAGAGGGAGGAGGAGUCAAAGUAUCUUGUUGACUUGAUUGUUCAGAUGCCUGUCCUGGAUAGACCUUGCACUGGGGAUGAACGAGCCAAGGCUGAUGAGCAAGUCGAGGCUGAUGGACGGCCCGAGGUAAACGAGCAAGUCGAGGAAGACGAACAGGACAAGGAAGACGAGCAGGCCAAGCCCGAUGAACUUGACCCACACGACUGGACAGUGGAGGGUGUACUUGCAACCGUCGAUUAUGAGGCAUUGGGCUUGCAGUGA
Colletotrichum abscissum is the source of this 672-nucleotide messenger RNA. RefSeq lists its product as uncharacterized. Lineage: Eukaryota; Fungi; Ascomycota; Sordariomycetes; Glomerellales; Glomerellaceae. Bases 1 to 672 code for a protein of 223 amino acids. The transcript has a single exon. The record is from RefSeq and is a predicted model, not a curated record.